Penicillium pulvis is the source of this 2160-nucleotide messenger RNA. RefSeq lists its product as uncharacterized. NCBI's taxonomy places the organism in Eukaryota, Fungi, Ascomycota, Eurotiomycetes, Eurotiales, Aspergillaceae. The transcript has 2 exons. The coding region runs from base 1 to 2160 and encodes 719 amino acids. The record is from RefSeq and is a predicted model, not a curated record.
AUGCCAUCGACUUUCCGGUCGUCACGUUCAGGGCGCCAGCUCGACGGUAACCGCCGAACCGGUCAAAUCGACCACGAUGUCUUCGAAGGAUUACCCGUUCGCCGCUGGUCGCGUCAACCACACACUCAUUCCCAAAUACCCAAGACGGAAGACUCCGAGUUCACAGUACAGGGACCCGGUGGAACUAGUGCGCUGCCGGAACUAGCUAUGCCGCGGGACAGCCAGCUUCUGGGCGCAAGCAGUCGCGCCCUCUUGCGCGCCGCUCGUGCUGGUUGUAUCUAUAUUCACCAAAAUGCUCGCGCCCCUGAUGAGGACGAUAGAACAGUAGCGGAUGGCGAAGAAGGAGCUAGCGGUGCCCACUCGGCGGAUCGCACCUUUACCAGCCGCAAAUGGAUGACACUUCCUAAACACCUGGAGCCUGCGGAGGUAGAGUUUUUGGCGAAGAGACGAUCUGGCUUACCAUCUCUUUAUGGUGGUACGACAUCUGUCGAUGGAUCUGGGUCUGGGCCUGGUCCCAUGAGGCGCACAAAGUUCAAGAAAACGGACCCUGAAACGGGCAAGAUCUCUAUCUAUGAAGCAUGGGUCCCGGAGGGUCAUCGCAUUGAAGGCGAGAUCACUGGUGACGUCCAGGCUAUUGUUCAGCAGAGCACCGUGCCUGUCAAGUCUGAGAUGCCCGCGCCUGGCACGGUUGUUGAAGGCGUUGGUAUUGUCAAUUCAGAGGGUGUCGUGGUUGCGGAAGCUGGCUCGGCUUCUGUGAUGACCCCACCUAAAAGACGGCCCCCGCCGCCAAAGCGCAAGGGCAAGGGUAUCGGUAAGGGUAGAAAGAAGAAGGUCAUGUUUGCUCCGGGAGAAGGGGCCGAUGCUUCGAGCGUACAUGGCGUUCCUUCUGGUGCAAAUGCCGGCGAUGGUGCUUCCAAGGAUGGACAAGAUCCUUCACAGAUGUCAAUCGAUCAGUCUGGACAGGAUGACGAUGAGGAGGACGGUGAUGAAGGUGAUGACAGUGAUGAGGGAGACGAGUCCAUGAUGGAUGCGAAAACCCCGGAAACCCCACAAGCCCCAUCCGUCACCGAGUCUGGGGACCAGCCUACUGUUGAUACUCCAAAUGAGCCCAAGGAUGUCGAAAUGUCCGACGCGACUUUUGAGCCACAAUAUAAUGUCUCAGAGCCUUCUGUGACGGAACAAGAAGCGGUCCCACAACCACCGGCGGCACUCGAAGCACUGCAAACUGAACCCCAGGUUACUACCGCCGCUUCUGACGCACCCGCUCCUACUACAGCGAAGACCGAAAACAUUCCAAGUGAACAAUUCAGUGGUCUUGAUUACCAACCAACUGGUGCGGGAUCCCUAGAAUCACCCGCUGCGCCUGAUCAACGUGAAGCUUCAACUCACUCGGCAUCGGAGGCGGUGCCUAAGGAGGAGUCUGUGGCUCCCGAGCCCACUCCUACUGCUGGAGAACACGCCACUUUGCACUCUAUACCAGCAGAGCCCGUGCCAGAGCCACUUCAGGUGGCGGCUGAGAUUCCAGCAACCGGAUUAAAGGAGGAACCCCAGCCUCCUACUGAGGACGCCUCGACAUCUACUAGUAUUGAUAAGCCUGUGGGAGAAAUUCCUUCAGAGCCGUCGAAUGAGCCGGAGCGGAAACCAUCCGAACAAGACAUCGAAGCACCUAUCCCAUCUCCAGCUGAAUAUCGGGAUAACGAGCCUGCUCCUAUUUUCAACGAGACAGAGAACAAGCAGGAUAGCCCCAGUGGACCUGAUCCUAGCCUUGGUCUUGCAGAGCAAAAGGAAGAUGAGAAGAUGGGCGCCGCACCCUCAGAAUCCACACAGCCAACCCAACCAGAGGAGCCCAUUGCAACCGAGGUCCCUGCAAAGCCCGCCUCCCCUUCACCUCCAGUCACCCAAGUACCUAUCGAUGAGGCUCCUCAGCCCUCUACUCUGGAGCCAGCCGCUGCAAACUUGACCACCGAGGAAGAAGUUCCAGGCGCAGAGGUCCAACCAGAGAAGCCAAGUGAGAUAACGCCGCCUGUGCCAACUGAAGAAGCAGUUCAGCAGGUGGCAGAACCUGCAUCUACUCCUGUGCCUGCUGCUCCUGCUCCUGCUUCCGAAGAGAAAAAAGAUGAGCCAGAGCUGCAACCGGCCCCAGCUUCUGAAUCUGCAUAA